CUGUCAUAACCUCAAAUUAAUGCUCAAAAUUGUACGGAGCUGUGUGUUGUAUCCGUUGUAUUUGACUGGCUAGUGCCUAUGAUCACCAAAAUUCUUUAACCGUUUUAAUGCUUGAUUAGAGCGUGUUCGGAGGGAGUAAGUACUAGUCAAAAACAACCUGUACCAUGGCAGUAUACCACGACGAAGUGGAAAUCGAGGAUUUCGAAUACGACGAAGAGGAAGAGAUGUACUACUACCCCUGUCCGUGUGGGGACCGGUUUCAGAUUAGCAAGGAGGAGCUAAUAGACGGGGAAGAAGUAGCAACCUGUCCCAGCUGUUCUUUGGUUGUGAAAGUUAUCUACGAUCGAGACACUUUCCAAGCCGAACAGGACCAGACGGAAAAGGCGAAGGGAGAUAGGGAUAAAGAAGUUACGUGUGAGUAGCGAGCGUGGAUAAAAAUUUUGUUAGUUUUAUAAAAUAAGAAUUGUUAGCGCUAUUCGUGUAAAACAAAAAUAGGUCUAUUACGUUAGAUAUUUCCAUUCGACAUUAAAUUAUCUCUUGAGAGGAGAAACUAAUA
Topomyia yanbarensis is the source of this 556-nucleotide messenger RNA. It is a transcript of the gene Dph3, whose product is annotated as diphthamide biosynthesis protein 3. The coding region runs from base 165 to 422 and encodes 85 amino acids. Gene Ontology annotation, biological process: protein histidyl modification to diphthamide. The record is from RefSeq and is a predicted model, not a curated record. Lineage: Eukaryota; Metazoa; Arthropoda; Insecta; Diptera; Culicidae. Gene Ontology annotation, molecular function: metal ion binding. The transcript has 2 exons.